This is a messenger RNA of Sphaeramia orbicularis (orbiculate cardinalfish), 657 nucleotides long. It is a transcript of the gene triap1, whose product is annotated as TP53 regulated inhibitor of apoptosis 1. Gene Ontology annotation, cellular component: mitochondrial intermembrane space; cytosol; nucleus. The transcript has a single exon. Gene Ontology annotation, molecular function: phosphatidic acid transfer activity. The coding region runs from base 167 to 391 and encodes 74 amino acids. Lineage: Eukaryota; Metazoa; Chordata; Actinopteri; Kurtiformes; Apogonidae. Gene Ontology annotation, biological process: phospholipid translocation. The record is from RefSeq and is a predicted model, not a curated record.
ACGUACGUCUUUACAUAGACGACGCACUUAAAUCAACCAAUCGUAUCGCUCGGUUCAAGGAGAGUCACGGAGUCUGCGCGGUGCUGCUGCCUGAGCCUGCUGUCCAAAACAGUUGUAAAGCCACCUGGUUUCCGCUUCUCCGCCGCCUGAGGACGUUUCACCGGAGAUGAACAGCGUCGGGGAGGCCUGCACCGACCUGAAGCGGGAGUACGACCAGUGCUUCAACCGCUGGUUCGCCGAGAAGUUUCUGAAAGGCGACCGGAACGGCGACCCGUGCACCGAGACCUUCCGGAAGUACCAGCGGUGCGUGCAGAAGGCCAUCAAGGACAAGGACAUCCCCAUCGACGGAGUGGAGUUCAUGGGCCCGAACAAGGACAAGCCCGAGAGCUGAUGUGAGCACCGAGCCGAAGCCCGGAGCUCCGAACGGAGACGGACACCGAGAACUGACCAUGACCGGGUCCACCUGGCCACUGAGCAUGCGCAGAAGCACAGGCGACGGAGCCGUCAGCCAGACGCGGAGUGAAGAUGCGUGUGUUUACCUCCAACAGAGGAAGAUCUGACUGCUUUAAAACACACCGGACGCAUCCUCAAACAGCAGUUUGAUUUGCUUGUAUUUACUUCAUCUUUAAAAUGUAAUAAAUGUUUUUUUUAAGUGGA